Messenger RNA from Besnoitia besnoiti, 2544 nucleotides. RefSeq lists its product as uncharacterized. The coding region runs from base 1 to 2544 and encodes 847 amino acids. Lineage: Eukaryota; Apicomplexa; Conoidasida; Eucoccidiorida; Sarcocystidae. The transcript has 5 exons. The record is from RefSeq and is a predicted model, not a curated record. Gene Ontology annotation, biological process: negative regulation of ribosome biogenesis; negative regulation of translation. Gene Ontology annotation, molecular function: ribosomal large subunit binding.
AUGCGGUUGCGCGCCUGCGCCCAUGCGUGGGGUCGCUGCGCCCUCUGCUCUCGUGGCAGAUUUUCGCAAAGUAGCGUGGAGACAGCGUCACGUUUCUGCAGGGCUUCGGCCUCUCGACUCAGGCCUCCUCAGCCUCUCCUGCGGCAAGCGUUGCCCGCUCAAGCCCCUUGUCCUUCUGGGGUGCUUCCCGGUGUCCGCCGCUUCUCUGCCUCUUCGGCGGAGACGCCGUUACGCGCCGCCUCGCUCGCAGUUUCGUCUUCCGACCCGGUCUCUCCUUCUCUUUUAAAGCUUUCCCUAUCGCACGCUGUCUCUCCGUCGUGGAGGGCGACUCUUCGCGCAGAGUCCUGUGCAGAUCCGGCGACGCGGGCGUUCGCGAGCCCGUGGCAGGCUCACAGCGUGCGGAGACUGCGCCGGGAAAGAGCUGGGGGAAGGCUCAGUCCCGCGGAUGAGGACGCCGUCCCGCUUGAGGCUGGAGCUAGCUCCAGCGGCUCGAUGAGGACGUCAGAGACGGCCUCGCGGGGUCAUGCCGCCGACGGGCAGCACACGUGCGCAGGAGAGGCGCGAGGCCAAGCCGGAAUAGGACUGGAGAAAGAUAUGCAAGGAGUCGAGGACUUCUGGGGGUCAGUGCAGAGCAGAUUCGACCGCAUCCUGCAGACUGCCCCGACGUGCUCUCCAGCUCUAGACCCUCCCACGACGGCGGCCUCGGCGUCUUCGUCCGCGCCUUCGAGUCCGGCGCCGGCCGUCUUUUCGCCUUCUGCUUCCGUGUCUCCGUCUACGCGUCGCUCGGCGGUGUUCCCGACGCCGUUCUCGGACUCCCCUCGCGAGACGCGACUCGAGUGUAUCCUGCCGCUGUCGGCGUCAGCACAGGAGGGAGACGAAGAAGCCUUGCUGCAGCGGUUGCUCCGAGAGCACGGAAUCGUCGGUUCUUGUCGGCAGCGAGGCUCCGCUGCGACAUCCAGUGAAUCGCCUGACCACGCCACACACGUGGAAAACGGAGGAGAGGCUAGCGCGUGGGGAGAACGAGCGGAGGAAGCGACGCUGUUGACGCCUCCACAAGCCCCGACUUCGGUCGCCGAGGCGGUCGGCGGCUCCCAGCGCGUCCCCAUAGAUCCGAACAAGAGCCGCGCGCAGCUCGACGAAGAGGUAAAAGCUGCGAUCUCUCACUUCGUGCCUCAUGCAGUAAAACGGAAGGAAAAGCUGCGCAAAUCCGCGCCAGAGGAAGAAGAGCAGACGGCUUCACACGAACGUGAAAAACCGACGGCCGCCUCGCAGAGAGACAGCUUCCUGGCGGAAGGUCCACAGGAGCAUGGCGACCCCGGAGGAGAGGCGUCUCGCUCACUGGCAAGAGUCUACGACGAGCGCGACGACGCUAGCAAAGACGCCGAUGGAGAGCGAGAAGAUGGAGCCGCAAGACAUGAUCGUGUGGAGUACAUGGGCGACGCAGCAUUCGCCGAGAGCGUCCUGGGGGUGGUGAGUCGACCGCGCGUUUCGGGGCAGUUAAGGCCUGGAAGUCACGCAGACAGACCAAGCGCCCUCGUGGCUCAUGCGUCUGGAGUCUCUGAACGCCUUGACACCAAAGACUCCAGCGCAGAAGAGCAGGACGGCGAGGAAGAAGAGCUGACGCCGGCGCAGCGUUUCUACCGCGACAACCGAGAGCUGCUGCUCAAGCGCGCUCAGGCGUACUAUCACGAGAAGCAGCAGAAAUUGGCACGACAGCCGUCAGAGCCACUUUCGCAGGAACAUGAGACAAACGUAUUUGAAGACGACGAAACAGAGGCAGUCGAUGAUGAGUGGGCCUUCUUCCGCGAGCCCGUCGUUCGUCCGCCUAAAGACCAUCUCUGGGGCGUGGCCUGGCAGCAGCCGGCCGAGAGCCCUGCGACUGGCCAGAGACGCGCCAAAACCGUCGAACUAGAAAGGGGUAGAAUGCCCACUGUGGAAGAAUUUGUUACUAUUCUCCAACAGGAGCACAUGGAGGACAUCCGCGUCGUCGAUUUAGAUGCAUGCGGUCGAAGAGACGUCGCCCGCUUUGCUAUUGUUGGCACGGGCCGCACUCCCGAACACUGCCGAAGAGUAGGCCGCUUGCUGAGUCGCCUUAUUGUCGAGCUUCAGGUUCCCUUCCUCUCUCGAGCUGCGUACUGUCAUAGUAGUCGCGACGACGACUGGGUGAUAGCGCGUUGUGCGCAUAUUCAUCUACACCUUAUGACGAGGACAGUGAGGAGCCAGUACAGACUUGAAGAUCUUUGGCUUCUCCCUCAUGAGCACUUCGGCCCAGACACGUUCCCGGGAUAUUUUGACUGUUCGUAUUCACAUCCGCCUCCUUAUCUCCUCGCCGCUCGCGACGCAGCAGCUGCAUCUUCAGCCUCAGCGGCCCGGGAUAUAGUGGCAUACGAGAGCCUCAUGGAAAGUAAAGACUAUCCGGAUGCUUCUGUGCAUUUUCUGGUUGAAGCAUCAGCCCCGCCGUCUGAAGAAAGCACCUUGCAGCAGACCACAAAUGGACCCUGCUCCACGUGUCAAACGACACGCCAUCCGUCGACCAAGGUGUAA